Ostrea edulis (European flat oyster) is the source of this 889-nucleotide messenger RNA. RefSeq lists its product as uncharacterized. Bases 287 to 829 code for a protein of 180 amino acids. NCBI's taxonomy places the organism in Eukaryota, Metazoa, Mollusca, Bivalvia, Ostreida, Ostreidae. The record is from RefSeq and is a predicted model, not a curated record. The transcript is spliced from 9 exons.
AAUAUAAAUUUGAUAGUAAAUACGAUAGACAGCUCUUAUCUCAAAUUCAUAUCUCCAACCAAGUACUAAUAAAGAGACCAACACAGGAAAUGGCGUCUACAUAUUAUGAAAUAUAGAAAGAGUUUUCUUAAUUGGAGUGAAGGCAGUAUAUAUGUACAAUUUCUGUAAGGCUAGCCGUGUUAUGGAAGUGGAAUCUUAGACUUGUUUAACGAGUUUGAAGGAUUCUCUUAUCCGCCCAGUUUUUAUAAAGCAGGAAGUUUAUAAGUACAGCAAGGUUUUGUGAAACAUGGACAUGUUCCUAAAAGGGAUUUGUGUGAUUGUUUUGUUCCUUUUUCUUGGACGUGUGCACACUGAAGAUAGUGGUAUUCAGAAUGUUGAAAAUAAAAACGUUCAAGGAUCUGUAGAAGAAAAGCCCACGCCCUCUCCUCGACCUGAUCUAACCAAGAGCGUGCAGACGAGACCUAGUCCUGAAGAUGAAGAUUCUUUGAGGAUAUCGAUUCCAUUUGGUAAUACUACAAAAUCAGUAGAAGCAAAGCUCAGGAUGUCUUCUCCGUCUGGUUCAACCAAGGUCGUGCAUGAAACAGCUAGUCCUGAAGAUGAAGAGGUCUUGAAGAUAUCUAUUCCGUUUGAUAAUACUACAGAUUCAGUAGGAGCCAAGCCGUUGCUGCCUCCUCCGUCUGGUCCAACCAAGGAUGUGGAUGCAACACCUAGUCCUAAAAAUGAAGAGGCUUUGGAGACAUUGAUUCCGUUUGGUAAGCAUGUCCAACAGUUCCCUUUUAUAUUGAUAGCAAUAACAUGUGGUCACAAUCCUCCUCAUCCCCCAGUGUAACUACUACAGCGAUAGCCACCAUAACGACGACGACGACGGUUUCUACAAAAUUAAUUCCUG